Tinamus guttatus (white-throated tinamou) is the source of this 1135-nucleotide messenger RNA. Lineage: Eukaryota; Metazoa; Chordata; Aves; Tinamiformes; Tinamidae. The record is from RefSeq and is a predicted model, not a curated record.
UAUUAAUUCUAACGGUGGGCCUAGCUGCUACAACAAGAACCCAAAAUGUGACUGUUGGAGGUUAUUACCCAGGGGUUAUUGUAAGUAUAGAACUCCUAGCUUGGUUUUGGGUCAUUUCUUGGAAUAAUUGGAUCAAACUUGAUAGAAAACAAGAGGCAAAUGCUGGUUGCAUCGAUCGUCUUCAUCAGCUUUGGCGUCAUUGCUGCGUUCUGCUGUGCCAUAGUAGAUGGAGUCUUUGCUGCCAGACACAUAGAUCUGAGGCCGCUGUACGCAGGACGAUGUCAGUAUUAUUCCAAAAGUACAACCCCGCCAGAGGCAAUCUGUCACCCGCAACGCCGUGCACCCUGCACACCCAAAAUAAAAACCAACACCUGCUUCUGCUGUGACCUGUACAACUGUGGAAACAGAGUAGAGAUCUCUGGAGGCUACUAUGAAUAUAUUGAUGUCAGCAGCUGCCAGGACAUCAUCCACCUUUACCACUUGCUUUGGUCUGCAACAAUUUUGAACAUAGUGGGGCUAUUCCUAGGGAUCAUUACAGCAGCGAUACUUGGAGGCUUUAAAGACAUGACUCCUUCCCUCCCUGCGCUGAACUGUACAGUUGAAAAUGCACAUCCUUCAGUAUCUUAUUAUUCAAGGCCACAGGUGACAUCUUACAACACCUACUACCACAGCACUCCUCAUCUGCCUCCUUAUUCCGCAUAUGACUUUCAGCAUUCCAGUGUGUUCCCAGCCUCUACUCCUUCCGGCCUCUCAGACGAUCCCCAGUCAGUGUCACCGUCUCCCAGCUACAUGUGGUCCUCUAAUGCUCCUCCUCGUUAUUCACCACCGUAUUUUCCACCUUUUGAAAAGCCACCACCUUAUACACCAUAAGAAAUGAGGAAGAGAAGAAGGAAAUAUUUGCCGUUGAAAUAAUUGUGAACAUUUUGUAUUUAUAUUUUACUGUGGGGGGGAGCGGAAGGAUAGAUAAGAAGAGAAUGAAUAAUAUGAAUACCAGAUUGGACUGUUCUUUCCUGCAAGACUUGUUUUAGAGGUUUAACAGCCGGGUAUGAGGAAGGAGACAUAACUGCUGAUGUUUCAGUGCCGGUGAGUAACGAGUGACCUAAAUUCCAGCCUCUGUUUUACAGUGAGGUUCUCG